CCUCCUAUGCGUCGCCGACAAAGGUGUUCUGCCUGCAGCCAUUCAAGAAUCUAGGCUGCGGAGUGGCAGGUGGUUCAGACGACGAAGCUCAAAGCCACGUUAAUUCCGAACUACAGAAUAAAACGAGGCCAGCGGGCCUCCUCUAAAGUGAAUUGAAGGAUCGCGCCAGUGUGACUGGAGCGAGCGUCACAGGAGCCUGUUCCGGAGAGACUCUCGGUGAUGUUUCACCUCCUCGCAGCGGCAGUACUUAAACGCACCAGCGGUGUUCAGUGGAGCCGUGUGCUGCACUCCUCUGCGGUCGCCAAGAUGCCAAUUCAGGUGGGUGAUAGUCUUCCGGCAGUUGAGGUACAGGAGGGGGAGCCCAAAAACAAGGUGGCGAUGAACCAACUCUUCAAAGGGAAGAAGGGUGUUCUCUUUGCUGUGCCGGGAGCCUUUACUCCUGGCUGCUCCAAGACUCAUCUCCCAGGGUUUGUGCAGCUGGUCGAGGAUUUGAAGAGCAAAGGUGUCGAAGAGGUGGCCUGUAUUUCGGUCAAUGAUGCAUUUGUUAUGGCUGCCUGGGGCAGAGAGCAUGGUGCUGAGGGCAAAAUUCGAAUGCUCGCUGACCCAACUGGAGCUUUCACAAAGGCAGUAGACUUACUCCUUGACAGUGAGGAAAUUGCGGCUGUACUUGGAAACAAGAGAUCAAAAAGAUAUGUCAUGGUGGUGGAGGAUGGAGUGGUGAAGAACAUAGACGUGGAGCCUGAUGGCACAGGACUGACCUGCAGUCUUGCCUCCAGUAUUCUCACUAAGCUGUAAAGCCUCUCUCCUUCAUUAGCGUAGAUAAACUGUAGUCUACGAUGCACUGUUGGUCAGUUGAACCCGCCUCUUGCCUUUCUGGAACCAAAGUGGUGUUGAUGUUUGUGUACCCUACACAAUCCAGAGCUUUGUGAAUGUUCCCACCUGACAGUCACGCUCUAAAUGUUUGAAGGAAUAAAACUGAUCUAGUUACAAA
Synchiropus splendidus (mandarinfish) is the source of this 991-nucleotide messenger RNA. RefSeq names its product peroxiredoxin 5 (gene prdx5). The record is from RefSeq and is a predicted model, not a curated record. Gene Ontology annotation, biological process: cellular response to oxidative stress; cell redox homeostasis; hydrogen peroxide catabolic process. NCBI's taxonomy places the organism in Eukaryota, Metazoa, Chordata, Actinopteri, Syngnathiformes, Callionymidae. The coding region runs from base 220 to 795 and encodes 191 amino acids. The transcript is spliced from 6 exons. Gene Ontology annotation, cellular component: peroxisome; cytoplasm; mitochondrion. Gene Ontology annotation, molecular function: thioredoxin peroxidase activity.